AUUGUCAUUCUUUCUCCGCGAUUUCCGUCGUUGCUAUGAGACAGCGAGACGCGCGCGCUGUCAUGGAAACCCAGCAGUGGCGCUCAGACCUUUCGAGAGAGGCAGCCGAGAAAGGAGCGAAGCUUCUGCCUGUUUUCCUUUCCCUAGCUUCUUGCUGCAGAACAGCAGCAAGCUUAUUAGAGGAGAGGAGCUGCUGGAGCCGGACGAAGGGGACGAGGAUUCUAGUUUUGGACUUUGAAUAACCAUGCCUGUUCCAGAUGUUAUGUUCUGUGCACAGCAGAUUCAUGUUCCACCUGAACUGCCAGAUAUUAUGAAACAAUUUACCAAAGCAGCAAUCAGGACCCAACCACGGGAUGUUCUCCAGUGGUCUUAUGGGUAUUUCUAUGCUUUGUCAAGAGGAGAGCCUCUUCCUGUGAAAGACCGUGUUGAAAUGCCAGUAGCCACACAGAAAAAUGACACUGGUUUGACUCCUGGCCUUCUUAAAAUUUUGCAUAAACAGCUGUCUGAAAAGAAAAUUGUGGAUUUACAAGAUCUCCAGAAAAAGUGGAAGAAUUUGUGCUUACCAAUGGAACAACUGUGCAAUCUUCUUCGAUUAGACAACUUCGUAGAUGGAGUAGAAUGGAUGAAGUUUUUUGCCCUUGGCUGUAGUGCUCUUGGCGGAUCCCUGCUCAGUUCAAUGAAGCAUGCCUGUGAAAUUCUGACAAAUGAUCCAGAAGGUGGAGCAGCCCGUAUUCCGUAUGACACUUUUGAAUUUCUCUAUUCCUACUUGGCUAGCUUAGAUGAUGAAAUAACAGAGGAAGUAACCAACUCUUUUCUCAAGGCUCUUAAAGAUCAAGUGGCACGUAAAGAAUAUAUGAUUGGGACUGCAGAUUUCACCACUGUAAAAGUGAAGCCUUAAAACAAGAACAUUUGAGGGUAAUAAAUUUUUAGUACAUAGCAAAAUGUUAUGACAAAUAGCCUAAUAAAAUUAAAGUUUUCAUUAAUAUAAU
Python bivittatus (Burmese python) is the source of this 989-nucleotide messenger RNA. It is a transcript of the gene ROPN1L, whose product is annotated as rhophilin associated tail protein 1 like. The record is from RefSeq and is a predicted model, not a curated record. NCBI's taxonomy places the organism in Eukaryota, Metazoa, Chordata, Lepidosauria, Squamata, Pythonidae.